Messenger RNA from Alternaria alternata, 1860 nucleotides. RefSeq lists its product as hypothetical. The record is from RefSeq and is a predicted model, not a curated record. Bases 157 to 1533 code for a protein of 458 amino acids. NCBI's taxonomy places the organism in Eukaryota, Fungi, Ascomycota, Dothideomycetes, Pleosporales, Pleosporaceae. The transcript is spliced from 2 exons.
CUGCCGUUUCCGCGAGCAUUGAUACAUGCUCACCGCCGCCUUUUAGGCCCAGGACACAAGUACCAUUCUCACCGCAACCCCUACUCCCGUCACACAAAACCCCUCUUGCCGCGCGCUGUGCAGCUGCUGCAGGAACACAACGUCGCAUACGUCAGAAUGGCCGUCGGACUCGGAGAGACUAUUACUGUGAUUAACAAGAGUGGGAAGGUAGUGAGCAGUAGCAAGCACAUUGUCAACGUCUUCAAGGAGGCCAAGGCCGCCUACCGCGAGCGCAAAGCUGAAAUCAAGGCUGAGCGCGAUGCCGUCGUGAAGGAGAGGGAGGUCGCCAAGAAGGCCCUCCGCGCUGCCGGCGAAGACGACGAUGCCCGCUCCCAGGUCUCGCACCGCUCCAAGGCUUCCAAAGCCCACACCCACCGCAAGCAUGACCGGCCGACCAUGGAGCGCGGCUACAGCGACAGCUUCUAUGCCAACGACAGCCCGCGGAGCAGCAAACACCGCCUCGAAAAUGACCUCGGCGGACACGAUGCGCACAACAAGGAGAUUGCGAGGAGGAACUCCGACCAGGCCGUCCAGCGUUCGUCCCAAAGCAAGUCGCGAUCCAAGUCAGUCGACAUGGACCUUUGCUACGGCGACGUGCCCCCGCCCCUGCCCGAAAAGAAGUACGACGACCUCGAGCUCAAAGAGAAGGCUUCCAAGAUCGAGAUGCUCCUAGACGAGGCCAACUGCCUCCAACAUACCGCCACCGCCAUGAUCGAGAACCUGCAAAAGAACCCCGAGGCCCUUGCCGCCGUAUCCCUCACACUCGCCGAGAUCAGUGCCAUCGUGGGCAAGAUGGGUCCCGGUGUGCUCACGGCGCUCAAGGGUAGCUUCCCCGCCGUAGCUGCUCUACUCCUCAGCCCACAGUUCAUGAUCGCUGGAGGUGUCGCUGUCGGUGUCACCAUCGUCGCGCUCGGUGGAUACAAGAUCAUCAAGAAGAUGCAGGCACAGCCUGCGGUCGAAGAACCAAUGCCUGCCGCGCCUCAAAUGCCUUUGCCUGUCCGUGCCGCCACCAUGCCGCUGCCCAUCGAAGAUUCCAACAACGAGCUCGACGAGCUGGAGCCUCAGGAACUAAGUCGUGUGGAGAAGUGGCGUCGUGGCAUCGCAGACGUCGAGGCCAACAGCUCCGGCACCAGCGUCGACGGCGAGUUCAUCACACCCGAGGCAUCACGCACCCUUGUCGCAGCUGGCGUUCUUGAUGAAGAUGACCUCAAGUCCCGUCGCAGCACCAGAUCCAAGAGGACCAGCGACUCAAAACACAGGGAGCACAAGUCGCAUCGUGCACCAAAGUCUGACUUCAGCGUCAAGACAAGCAAGACCUCCGACAGCAAACGUCAUUCUAGCAAGGAAAAGUCCAGCAAGGAAAAGGUCCCCUCCAGCAAAGUCGCUCCCAGCGUCUCAAGCAAAUCCGGCAAAGAAAGCAGCAAGUCCAAGAAGAAGGAAAAAGAGCCUUCAGGCCUGAAGAUGUUGUUCCGCGCUCACACCGUUGCCGUUUAGUUGCCCUUUACCGCUAUAUCUCCUUGUCAUCAUCAUAGCGUUUGGCGUUUCCUUCAUCAUCGCACAUCAGCAUUUAGCGUUGCUUUACUCUCGUCACGUUUAUACCAUUUAGACGACAUUACAUGGGCAUAUCAAGAUCCCGUCGUUGGCCGCUUGCUGCUUUGGAGUCCUUUUGGGUCGUUUGGCGCAUGGCGAAAGUUAUGGGUCAUGAUUAUCGCGCAGUACUACGAACCUUUUACGCUGUUUUAUGUAACGCAUACGUAUCAAUUACAAACUUACGGACUCACGAAAGAGAAUUAAUUCUUACCUUACCUCUACCACAAUCAC